AUGCUUUGUUUUAUUUCUUUUGAGGGCUUCUCUCUCUCUCUCUCUCUCUCUUUUUGUGGGGCUAGAUGGGUGCCUCGUUUAUCUAUUAUUAUUAUAUAUUUCUUAUCCUUUUUCUUCCUUUCUUUCUUAUCCUUUUUCUAUCCCUUCUUUCUUAUCCUUUUUUUCUAUCCCUUCUUUCUUAUCCUUUUUUUCUAUCCCUUUUUUCUUAUCCUUUUUUCUAUCCCUUUUUUCUUAUCCUUUUUUCUAUCCCUUUUUUCUUAUCCUUUUUUCUAUCCCUUUUUUCUUAUCCUUUUUUCUAUCCCUUUUUUCUUAUCCUUUUUUUCUAUCCCUUCUUUCUUAUCCUUUUUUUCUAUCCCUUCUUUCUUAUCCUUUUUUUCUAUCCCUUCUUUCUUAUCCUUUUUUUCUAUCCCUUCUUUCUUAUCCUUUUUUUCUAUCCCUUCUUUCUUAUCCUUUUUUUCUAUCCCUUCUUUCUUAUCCUUUUUUUUCUAUCCUUUUUCUAAUCCUUUUCUAUCCCUUUUUCUAAUCCCUUCUUUUUUCUAUCCCUUUUUUCUAAUCCUUUUUUCUAUCCCUUUUUUCUAA
Acanthosepion pharaonis is the source of this 579-nucleotide messenger RNA. The record is from the annotation of a GenBank genome assembly. NCBI's taxonomy places the organism in Eukaryota, Metazoa, Mollusca, Cephalopoda, Sepiida, Sepiidae.